AUGGAAGUUAAUAAUCUUCUGAAAGAUGGAUUUAGCCAGAAUCAAGCAGCUAAUUAUUUGCUUUUUAUUGGAGAAGUUCUAUUACGAGAAUAUUUUACUUCAGAGAAAUCAUUUCAUGUUCAACUGGCUGAACAUUUCUUUCAUAAGAUCUUUGAAAGUAAUUGUUUUAAAAUACAAGCGGAUGAAUUAAGUGGUGCAAGAAGUAAACCUUCUUCGGAUCUUCUGAAAGAAUGUUGUAAGAAAGCACGGAUAAAUUAUGCUUUAAUAAAAAUGAUUACUUCUGGUGUAAGUGGUAUGCAGGCGAGCUAUGACACUAUUGUCGCUCUGAAGAAAUCUCAUCAGUUUUUAAUUUUCGAGGAUAUACACGUGCAAGCGUUAGAUGAUCUACUGUUUGCUUUUGGUUUUUUUGAUGACUUAUUAUCAUAUCCGUCGUUUUUGCGAAAUUUAAGCCAGAAUUUGUCGUUGUUUAACAGAGAAAUAGGUGAACCUUUUGUUAGUUUGAAUCACAUACUGCGCGAAUCGACUAUUCGACUAGAUCAAACCCUCAUUUCUGAUCAAGUUAGGGAAGCGUACAUGAGUGGUAGUCCAAUGUUUCAACAAGUUUUUGAUAUGGCUGUAACAACAAAUAGUAAAAAUAUUUUAUUCACGAUUGAUAGAGAAGAACGCAUUUGUUCUGAACCAUAUGCGUUACAAUUCGCUGCGGAUACGAUGAAGGAUAUACUAACAGAUGAUGGAGAAUCAAUGAAAAAUGUGCCAUCUUCGACUUAUUUGUCAAUACCUGCUAACUGGCGUAAUUUCAAUAACGUGAAAAAUAAUAGGAGAAGUGGUCUUGUACUUCUCCACAGUGAAACAGCUAAAAAUUUUAUGAAAAAUCGAAAGAUGUUUGCAGCUCGUCUUCAUUAUAUAACAACAAAAGUAGGUGAUAAGUCAUCCAUAUCCAUUUUAUGUGAACCAUUGAUAAACUAUCUUCACAGACAGUUAGAACUAUUUAAAGAUAAUGAUGUUGAACAACGCGUUGCUCUUCUGAGGGAAAUAGCAAACAUUCACCGCACUCAGGCAUUAGCGUUGAAUAAAUCCCAUCUUUUAAAUGCUUUGCCUGAAUGGCAUAAUGCAUCUGAUUAUUACGCAGAAGUUCUCAAACUCUCUUCAAACGAUCAGAUAGCCAUAUUGGGCUCUGCGAGAUGUCUCUUGAAUUUUGGCAGAUACAUAGCAGCAGUAAAAGUUUUAAAAAAAGCUUUGGAUUGUGCUGAAAAAUUCUAUUUACUUGGACUAGCCAAACGGAAUAUGCGCUCACAUCGAGAUGCUAAAGAAAACGUUCAGAAAGCUCUUGAUAGUCAAUUUAAAGCUCUAAACAUCGUUCGAAAUAACCAGGCAGCGAUAUUACGCUUUGUCAGGUAUCUCUUAGAGCUUGGCAGAUACAGAGCAGCAAAGAACGUUUUAAAAGAAACUGAGAAUUGUGCUGAAAAAGUUGAGUUACUUGAACUAGUCAAACGAAAUACGCGCUCACAUCAAGAUGCUAAAGAAAACGUUCGAAAAGCUGCUGACGGUGAUUUCGAAGAAGCUUCAGCCAGACGAGAAGAUGUUCAAAAAGCUCUCGACGGUGGUCUUGAAGAAGCUUUAGCAGAGUUGUGUGUAAUAGAUAAAAUUCCAAGUAGAAGAAAAAAGCAAGAACGAGAAUAUACAACGAGCAGAGCAGAUCGACAUGAGAAUUCAUCAAACACCUAUAACAUUCUUUCUAUUGAUGGUGGAGGAAUGCGUGGAUUAAUACCCGCUUUGUGGCUAGCUGAGAUUGAGCGAAAGACAAAACGACCUUGUGCCGAUUUAUUUCAUAUGAUGGCGGGCACAUCGACUGGUGCUAUUAUCGCAGCUGGACUAUCGGUACCUCAGUCUGACCAUCUAAGAGAGCCUUAUAAGGCUUCUGAUAUCGUUAAAUUGUAUAAAGGAGAACGGGCCUCUGUAUUUACGCGAUCCUGUUGUUGGAAUUUGAAUGCGCCACGAUACGAUGAUCGCGGUCGUCAGCAGCUGUUUAACAGCUACUUUCAUGAUUUUCGACUUUCACAAACUUUGACUGACGUGGUAAUACCAGCGGUGAGAGAAGGCCAAAACUGUACAGUAAGUUUUACUAAACGACAAGGCCUUUUAGAUCCUUCAAAAGAUUAUAAGUUAAAAGAUGUUCUCAUGUGUACCACAGCCGCUCCUUUUUAUUUUGAACCCUAUGCAAUGAACGACGCUAAGUACCUUGAUGGAGGAAUUCAGGCUAAUAAUCCGGCAAAGAUCGCUUAUCAGGAAGCUAAGAAUUAUAGUAAAGAGAAUAUUUUUAUGUUAUCUCUAGGUACUGGAGAUUACGUACCGUAUCCGUUGAAAAAAGAUGUGAUUCGCGGUAACGUUUUCUGGUUUAUAAACUUGAAAGAAGUUAUAAAACGUUUUCUAGACGGUCCUCAAGAAGACAGUGAGCGGCUUGUCCAAGCGUGA
Molecule: messenger RNA, 2472 nt
Organism: Didymodactylos carnosus
Lineage: Eukaryota; Metazoa; Rotifera; Eurotatoria; Philodinida; Philodinidae
Source: the annotation of a GenBank genome assembly